AUGAUAAACAUAUCGACGUAUAUUGAGUAUCGAGGAUAUAGAUGUGUGUAUCUUCCUACUUACUCUCCUGAGCUUGAUCUAAUUGAACAAUUAUGGGCAGUGGAAAAGAGUAAGGUUAAGCGUCAUAGGAUUUUGCAGGAAGACACUUUGUCCAAGAAGAUUACAGGAGCCUGUAACAAUGUGAAGCAAAGUCCUUUCAAAGGAUUCGUCUCGCACCCUUACCAGUGUUGGGUAUCUACAAGUAACUUAUUAACACGCGGUCAAGCCAUGUGCCUUGUACUUGAUAUGGUGCCCACUGUUGACAACCGACGAAAAGCAAACGAGAUAGUAGACAGCAAUGUGUUUAAUGUUACGUAUACCGAAGAUCAAGGCCCACUGCAUCCUUUUGCCAUGGGGAAGUCAAUUAUCGAGAAGAAUCCGUUUAAAUACAAGACUUAUCUUAAGACGCCGCCUACCAGCCCAACUUUAAAUCCAAGCAAUACUGUGACCAGUGAUAGGAUCAGCGAUUUAAUCAACAACAGUAACAAAAACAAUGGCGACGAUAGCGACUCAAGUACCGAUGAUUCAAUUGACUACAACACCCGAAGUCUACUAUCGACCACCAAGUCAAUGUUUUUUAAGAAUGUUAAAAACAAAGACCUGUUCGACUAUGGCUUUUAUACCACAACGGACAUCUACAACAACAUCACAAAGAAAAUGCCACGACUACCCAAGGUUAUAACUGUGUCAAAGUUUGGAAAAAUUAUCAAAGACAAAGACUUCGGCAAACGGUUCUCCAAAUGUGUUGGGCAAAAGUCUGUCAAAGGACGAAUGUUAUACACUCCCACAAAAGAAUGUUUGGACCUCCGCAAAUAG
Messenger RNA from Phycomyces blakesleeanus NRRL 1555(-), 855 nucleotides. RefSeq lists its product as hypothetical. Lineage: Eukaryota; Fungi; Mucoromycota; Mucoromycetes; Mucorales; Phycomycetaceae. The transcript has 2 exons. The record is from RefSeq and is a predicted model, not a curated record. Gene Ontology annotation, molecular function: nucleic acid binding. Bases 1 to 855 code for a protein of 284 amino acids.